AUGCCUGCUUUGAGACUGACCGCUCCUUUUUUGAUCUUCCUGCUCAUCGCGCCUGGCGAAACCAAGAUCUUUUCACGAUGUCACCUCGUUACUCUCCUUGCCAAUAGCGUCCCAGAGGAUUAUGCGGGAUACACUAUCAACGACUGGAUCUGCCUGGCCCAUGCUGCAAGCUAUUACGAUUCGUCGAGAAUCUCAAAACAGGAAUUGAGCAGCGGACGGAACUAUGGGCUAUUCCAGUUCAAUAACAUGGAGCAUUGCUCCGAUGGAUGCCGUACCUCCCUGAAUGUCUGCCGCGCGGAUUGCAUAGACUUCAUAGACGAUGACUUGACCGACGAUAUCCAGUGUGUAAUGAAAAUAAUCGCAGCUGACAGCGGGUUUGGGGAAUGGAAAGUAUAUAACUGGAACUGCAAAGGAAAAGACCUAACAAGGUGGACCAAAGGCUGCUCAGUCCCGGCUCCGUGGGACAAGUGGUAAACAGUCCUUUCUCCGGAUUCUCUGCAUUGAUGAAGAGCGACCCCCACCCUUGAUUGAGAAUUGCGCUUUCCUGCUCUGCAAUGGGGAACCCACGUCUCGUGCUCAGAGUCCAUCAGGAAUGCUGUUUGGCACCACUUUAACUGCCCUGACUCUAUGCUAAGGGUCCCUGUGAGUUGUAGUUUGACAACGUCUUUAAUUAUUCUCUGACCAAGCAUUCAAUCGCACGGAGUCAUGGCUGUAAAUAAAGCGGUUUCAAACUGCAUUCCUUCUACAUCUGUUUUGAUUUCAUCCAAUAAAACACAAUUAAAUCUCUGCCAACAAACAAAGCUAAAAAAUGUAUUGUCGAAGGCUUUCAUGGCUGGAAUUACUGGGUUGUUGUGGGUUUUUUCGGGCCAUAUGGCCAU
Molecule: messenger RNA, 878 nt
Organism: Anolis sagrei ordinatus
Lineage: Eukaryota; Metazoa; Chordata; Lepidosauria; Squamata; Anolidae
Source: RefSeq, a predicted model, not a curated record